Messenger RNA from Helicoverpa zea (corn earworm), 1045 nucleotides. RefSeq names its product casein kinase II subunit beta (gene CkIIbeta). NCBI's taxonomy places the organism in Eukaryota, Metazoa, Arthropoda, Insecta, Lepidoptera, Noctuidae. The transcript is spliced from 8 exons. The record is from RefSeq and is a predicted model, not a curated record. Bases 148 to 834 code for a protein of 228 amino acids. Gene Ontology annotation, molecular function: protein kinase regulator activity. Gene Ontology annotation, cellular component: cytoplasm; protein kinase CK2 complex.
CAAGGCACGAAAAGGUGAGGUUUGUCAUCAUUUUAUUGCAUUUAAUUCUGUUUAUUUAGCGUAUAUCCCAAAGUAAAAACAGUGAAUUUGCAUUUCCGUGUCGAAAUUUCAGUGUGGACUUCUAUAAAAUCGUGAAAAAACAGGAAAAUGAGUAGCUCGGAGGAGGUAUCAUGGAUUUCAUGGUUUUGCGGGCUGCGGGGAAACGAGUUCUUUUGCGAGGUGGACGAGGAUUAUAUUAACGAUAAAUUCAACUUGACGGGACUAAAUGAGCAGGUGCCACAUUACAGACAAGCACUGGAUAUGAUCUUGGAUCUGGAGCCUGAUGAUGACCUUGAUGACAAUCCAAACCAGUCCGAUCUGGUGGAGCAGGCCUCUGAGAUCCUGUAUGGACUGAUCCAUGCUCGCUACAUUUUAACUAAUAGAGGCAUUGGACAAAUGUUAGAGAAAUUCCAGGCGGGUGAUUUCGGCCACUGCCCUCGUGUUUAUUGUGAAUGUCAACCUAUGCUUCCACUUGGCCUGUCAGACGUGCCCGGGGAAGCGAUGGUGAAGCUAUACUGUCCGCGGUGCAUGGACGUGUACACGCCGAAGUCUUCGCGGCACCACCACACGGACGGCGCCUACUUCGGCACCGGCUUCCCGCACAUGGUGUUCAUGGUGCACCCGGAGUAUCGGCCCAAGCGGCCCGCCUCCCAGUUCGUGCCUAGGUUGUACGGGUUCAAGAUCCACCCGCUCGCAUACCAGAUCCAACAGCAGGCGGCGGCGAACUUCAAGGCGCCGCUGCGGAGCCUCUCGUAUAACAACGAACUGAAGACUUCCAGUAACAUUCCAAAAUGAUUAUUUAGCCACCGUGUGCGCCGGCCGCAGGGCACGUGACAUAUAGCCCCCGCCGCGGACUGACAGGUGACCUGCGCCGACGCCGCACUAUCUGUCUCCAACAGUAACAUACAUAAUGAUAAUAUUUAUUAUUUAAACUAUUAAUUUACUUCCCAUAUAACAAUACAGUUAUGUUUUAAAUUCAAUAAAGUUUAUUUUUACGUUUUCUGUA